AUGGAUCCCUACGACAGUGACUCCAGUGUCGAAGAGGAUUUCACCGAGACAAACGUACUCCUCGGGUACGCUGCGGAGGAGGUCAUUGAAGACACCAUUAGCCAUCUGGGCGGCUGGCCGUCAUGGCUCGAUACAAAUUCCCCUCCACCAGGUGACUAUGCCAACUGCAAAGUCUGUAACAGCCCAAUGCUACUGCUUCUCGAACUGCAUGGCGACCUGCCCGACGACUACCCGAACAACGAGCGCCGCCUGUAUCUCUUUGGAUGUCCCCGAAAACCAUGCAACCGGAAACCAGGCAGUAUCCGAGCGUACCGCGCAUCUCGUAAGGUCAGUGUUGAAGGUCAUCCACUGCCGCACGAAAAGGAGAAGCAGCCAAAGCAGCCCGCGAAGGCGGCCGAGCCAAGCCCACCGCCGAAGCCGAAGCAGGACCUCGGUGCCAGCUUGUUCGGUGCCGCCUCGUUGACAAGCAGCGUGUCUGCCAACUCCAAUCCAUUCUCCCUCACUCCGGGCGGCGCCUCGGCCGGGGCCAAUCCAUUCGCGAUGCCCAAGCCGGCGACGCCAUCCCCCGCCGUGGCACAGCCCUCUUCCUCCUCCACAGCCUCCACGAACGCGCUUGCUGAAACAUUCGCCGAUAAGGUCCGCAUUUCCUCUCCCGUGCCGGCCGCAAACCCCGCGGCUGUAACGAAGCAAACGCCCGAGUCUGCAGGCGCGCAGGCGCCGUGGCCUGCGCAAUCCGUUUUCCCGGCUCCUUAUAAACAGUACUACCUGGACGCCGAGUACGAGACCAUGUCGCGGCCAUCGACGCCGACGAUCCCCGAGAAUGUGACUAUGGAGCCAAUGGAGGAAGAAGGUAGCGGUGCUGCGACCGAUCUAAAGGAUACAUUCGAGUCGGAGCUCGACAAGGCCUUCAUGAAGUUCUCGACCCGCCUCGAGCACAACCCGGAACAGGUUCUGCGGUACGAGUACCGUGGCGCGCCACUGCUGUACUCCUACGCGGACCCGGUGGGCAAGCGUCUGCACCCGGAGCACGCAGCGGGCCGGGUGACGACGACCGGGGGUGGGAGCAUGCCGCCGUGCGAGUACUGCGGUAGCCAGCGGGUGUUUGAGGUGCAGCUUGUGCCGCAUGCGAUCAGUAUGCUCGAGGAAGGGCGCGAAGGUGUCGGGCUUGGGGAGGGUGACGCAGGAAUGGAGUGGGGGACUAUCAUUAUGGGCGUUUGUGGAAAGGAUUGCGCGCCAGAGCAGAUGGAGCAGACUGGCUGGCGCGAGGAAUGGGCGGGUGUGCAGUGGGAGGAGUUGAAAUAG
Messenger RNA from Penicillium macrosclerotiorum, 1302 nucleotides. Its product is annotated as small subunit rRNA maturation protein TSR4. The record is from RefSeq and is a predicted model, not a curated record. Gene Ontology annotation, cellular component: cytoplasm. Bases 1 to 1302 code for a protein of 433 amino acids. The transcript is spliced from 2 exons. NCBI's taxonomy places the organism in Eukaryota, Fungi, Ascomycota, Eurotiomycetes, Eurotiales, Aspergillaceae. Gene Ontology annotation, biological process: maturation of SSU-rRNA.